Messenger RNA from Dentiscutata heterogama, 617 nucleotides. The record is from the annotation of a GenBank genome assembly. NCBI's taxonomy places the organism in Eukaryota, Fungi, Glomeromycota, Glomeromycetes, Diversisporales, Gigasporaceae.
UGAAAUCUUAUAAGCAGCCACAAGAACCAGCAGAGCAAGAACCAGCAGUACAAGAACCGGCAGUACAAGAACCAGCAGUACAAGAAUCGGCAGUACAAGAACUAGCAGUACAAGAACUAGCAGAGCGAAAACUAGCAGCAAAUCUAUCUUGUGUUUUUGCCAAAUUGGUUAGGAUGUACAAUAGUAUUGGAUUAAAAAAAUGUAAAACCAAGUUGGUUGAAAUUCAAAUGCAUUUGGAAGACUAUUCUAUGUGCAAUCAGUACUAUAAUCAGCUCAUAGCUUCUAAUUAUUUUCAUCAUCAUCUUUUAAAUUUAAAUAGUCAGUGGUACAAUCCAAAAUGGCAAGUUAAAAGUCAUGAUUCUGAAACCGAAUAUAUCGAAAAACAAACAUGUGAAAUUGGCAUACAGGUCAGAAAACAAUUAUGUGAGGUUGGCAUACAAACAUCUGAAUCUAUAAUUCAAGACCUUGAAAAUUAUUAUAAAAAGUGUAAUACAACAAACAUCGAUAAUAGAAAAUGCACUUGUCCUAACUGCAAUGAAAAGUUGGAUACACUAGCUGCAUUACGAGCAGAAUCAACUAAUGAGUCUGCUCAAAUUAGUAAUAGAACUCCCAAUUAA